AACGCUUUAUGCGCGCACGAACCUCGCAAGACAUAUUUCGUAUUGCUAGUUCUUCGUGAAUCUGUCGACCCUUCAUUACCGGUAACGAGUACCAUUGUAUCGCGUCAUUUCUGAAGGCAUGCGUUCUUGCACCAUCGGUUGGAUGUUUAGAGCGCAGCUUGUGAUUGAUGGACUUGCUUUGAAUCAGUGCAUGCCAAGGGUCAUACGCAUCACUAAAAACUGGCUAGUUGUUAAAGUCAUUGACAGGAUUAUGCAUGUCAGGGCAACUACGUUUGAAACCUAGGUACAUUUACUUGCUAUGUUACUAAGUUUUGCUGCAGUACUCAUAGCUAUUUCGUUAUACUAUCGUUUCCUGUCUUUUUUCGGUCGAGCCUCCAUGCCUCCUGGCUGAUUGGGCCUUACGAGCUGUAGAGCCUGUAACAGCUCACUCAUAGACGUCACAGUCAGGUGGCAGCUUACCAUAUGAAACAAGGCUUUUAAAUCUGUAACUAGCAUAUCAAAAUUGAGGUGUAUGCCCGUUCUGCCAUAACACAUGGAAGCCUGCUCAGAAUCGCCCAUGGGGCUGACCCCGGAUACCGAAUUGCACCGUGCCCUAUGCCCCCUCAACUGGACAAGGGGACCCUCGCAGCCAGUCGAUGGUCCUAUCACAAGGAAGAACGUGGAUGGCUGCCAGGUCCUGUACGUGCGCGCUGGAAGCGGCCAGCCUAAAACGUCCCCCGGCAUAUCGUUCUUUGACUUCUACUCUAAUGCUUCUAAGCAAGUCCAUGCUUACUUAGGGGUUGACAAGCAUACGUGUGGCACUACUACCCCAAAGACGUCAAUUCCCGACGGCCUUCGUUUUGUUUGUGAUGGCCCCACAGCGCUCCCCGUAAUCUCUGAAGACGGUGAGACUAGGAAGAUUGAGGUGGGGGUGCUUUGGUCGCUGUAUGCAGCCGAGGAAAUGGAGGCAGCGGAAUUUGAAAAGAAGUAUGCCGAGCUUUGCCCAACGUUUGCGACAUGCGAGCUUCCCAAGGGUGGAGCUGAGCAGCAGCCAUUUGAGGUUGACCUCGACUACUUACCGGGUGACCGGCUGACCCGCGUGGCGGUGUUGGCUCUCGAUGAGCUGGGCGAUAAGACCAACAACCCCAACACGAGAAUGUUCGCCAGGAUUUAUGCCGGACAUAUGCGGGCAGUGGACAUGGACUUCGGCGACAUGCUGCAGCAUCUGCCUAUGGCUUGGAUGGCAGCCCAGGCGCUGGAGGACUUUGGGACCAGCCACCCCAUGCUGUUUGCGGACGCCUACAACGCUCAGUGUGAGCUGUCAGAGCUCUUUAAUGACGAGGACUUCAAGCUGCGCAUGCCACAACGCAUCGGGGACGUUGCUUGAGGACACAGAGCCAAUUGUGUCCUCGUCAGCUUCACUGGAGGGUGGAAGCAGUUCAGGUGAUUGCCUACUCUGUUUGCUGCUGCCGUACUAUAAUGCACAUGAUAUCCAAAUGUUUGCCAAGAUCAGCUGUACCGGGCAACAGUUCGGCCUGGGGAGCUGCAGCUGAUGUCGACCCACAUCCCCAACGUGACAGCAUAGGAAAGCGCUGAUGGGCUCGACGGACGGGGGUGGCAGGCGGGGCAGGGGCCAGGAAUGGA
Astrephomene gubernaculifera is the source of this 1623-nucleotide messenger RNA. The record is from the annotation of a GenBank genome assembly. NCBI's taxonomy places the organism in Eukaryota, Viridiplantae, Chlorophyta, Chlorophyceae, Chlamydomonadales, Astrephomenaceae.